Zootoca vivipara (common lizard) is the source of this 2671-nucleotide messenger RNA. It is a transcript of the gene DDX17, whose product is annotated as DEAD-box helicase 17. NCBI's taxonomy places the organism in Eukaryota, Metazoa, Chordata, Lepidosauria, Squamata, Lacertidae. Gene Ontology annotation, molecular function: ATP binding; RNA helicase activity; nucleic acid binding. The record is from RefSeq and is a predicted model, not a curated record.
AGGCGGCAAGCUAGUUUAGCGGCGGCCAUUUUGUGUCGGGAGGUCGGAGGAGAAAGACGGGGUUGUCUUUCGCGCCGAGCGGUUGUUGCUUCCAUUCGGCCUGCCUGGAGCCUGCGGGAGUCGAGCUCCAGCGGGAGAAAGAAGGAAAAUAGCAGGACAAUAACAACCGCGCUCGGGUCCUCUCAGCGCUGGGACUCCGGUCGUCGCUUUGCUCGCCCACGUAGCCUGGCGCCAGAGGACUCCUUCGGCCUGUGAGGAUGCGAGGCUUUGGAGACCGAGGUCGAGACCGCGACCGCGGCGGAUUUGGCGGUCCACUUCCUCCUAAAAAAUUUGGAAACCCGGGUGAACGUCUCCGUAAGAAGAAAUGGGACUUGAAUGAAUUGCCUAAGUUUGAAAAAAAUUUCUAUGCUGAACACCCAGAAGUGGCCAGACUCACUCCAUAUGAGGUUGAUGAGCUAAGAAGAAAGAAAGAGAUUACAAUUAGAGGAUCAGAUGUUUGCCCGAAGCCUGUGUUUGCCUUCCACCAGUGUAACUUUCCACAGUAUGUAAUGGAUGUCUUGAUUGACCAGCAUUUUACAGAACCAACUCCAAUUCAGUGCCAGGGCUUUCCAUUGGCCCUUAGUGGUCAUGAUAUGGUGGGCAUUGCACAGACUGGCUCUGGAAAAACAUUGGCAUACUUGCUGCCUGCAAUUGUUCAUAUCAACCACCAGCCAUACUUGGAAAGAGGGGAUGGUCCAAUUUGCUUGGUUUUAGCUCCUACCCGAGAGCUGGCCCAGCAAGUCCAACAGGUAGCCGAUGAUUAUGGUAAAUGUUCAAGGCUGAAGAGUACCUGUAUAUAUGGAGGAGCACCCAAAGGUCCUCAAAUCAGAGACUUGGAGAGAGGUGUUGAAAUUUGCAUUGCUACACCCGGGCGCCUAAUUGAUUUCUUGGAAGCAGGGAAAACUAAUCUCCGCCGAUGUACAUACCUUGUGCUAGAUGAAGCUGACAGAAUGCUGGAUAUGGGUUUUGAACCUCAGAUUCGUAAAAUUGUUGAUCAGAUACGGCCUGACAGGCAAACUCUAAUGUGGAGUGCCACUUGGCCAAAGGAGGUGCGCCAGCUUGCUGAGGAUUUCUUGCAUGACUAUGUCCAGAUCAAUGUGGGCAACCUGGAGCUGAGUGCCAAUCAUAAUAUCCUGCAAAUAGUGGACGUGUGUAUGGAGAGCGAAAAAGAUCAUAAACUAAUCCAACUGAUGGAAGAAAUCAUGGCUGAAAAAGAGAAUAAGACAAUUAUAUUUGUGGAGACAAAAAGACGAUGUGAUGACCUAACUCGAAGGAUGCGUAGAGAUGGAUGGCCAGCUAUGUGUAUUCAUGGAGACAAGAGUCAACCAGAAAGAGAUUGGGUGCUUAAUGAGUUCCGUUCUGGAAAGGCUCCUAUCCUCAUUGCUACGGAUGUUGCAUCUCGUGGGCUAGAUGUGGAAGACGUAAAGUUUGUGAUAAACUACGACUAUCCAAACAGCUCCGAGGAUUAUGUGCACAGAAUCGGCCGUACUGCCCGUAGCACCAACAAAGGCACUGCCUAUACAUUCUUCACACCUGGGAAUUUGAAGCAGGCUAGAGAGCUAAUAAAAGUCCUAGAGGAAGCCAAUCAGGCUAUCAAUCCCAAACUGAUGCAGCUUGUGGACCAUAGAGGUGGUGGUGGUGGUGGAGGCGGUCGCUCUCGUUAUCGUACGACCAACACCUCCAACAAUCCUAAUCUGAUGUACCAGGAGGAGUGUGAACGGCGGCUCCGGGGUGUUAAAGAUGGCCGGAGAGACUCGGGCAGCUUCCGAGACCGUGAACGCGGCGAGAGCUUUGCAAAUGGAGCAAACAAGGCCUACGGUGGUGCAUAUGGGAGUGCAAAUUCUGCGUUUGGGUCGCAGCAGGGCCAGUAUGGCUAUGGCCAGGGAGCCUAUGGAGCUGCUGCUUAUGGUGCAAGUGGCUAUGGGGCAGAAUAUGGUGCCGCUGGCUAUGGCGGAGCAAAUGCUGCCAAUGCCGGGAGAAACUCGCAGAGUACAGGCCAACAGCAGUAUGCAGGAAUGGGCCGUUCUGGCCAGCAGCCUCAGCCUCUCAUGUCGCAGCAGUUUCCUCAGCCUCCAGGCACUAACGUGAUGGGCUAUAUGGGACAGACUGCCAACUACCAGUAUCCACCCCCUCCACCACCCCCUCCCCCUGCACGCAAGUGAGACCAUUUGGUUUAUCGGUGACCAGUCAAGACUUGCAAAUAAGAACCUUCUCUUCUCCCCUUUCCCUCACCACCCCUGCCAUCCCCAUUGUGGUGUUUUCCCCUAAUGCAGGUUAGAUGUAGAGUUCACUAUCGGAUACUGUCCAUAAACAUUGGCCCUGGUGUAUAUUUCCAUUUUUUAAAAAAAUUAGAAUUGAGUGGAAAACGAACUUCUCUUUACAUGUUUUGGCCUUGCAUGUUAAGAAACCUGAAAUGAUUUUUUCUCAACCCCCCCCCCCCAAAAAAAACCUUACAGGGCAGAUAUGUCCCAGCCCAGUUGUCAUUGUGUCUGAGGCUUGUGUAUGAAAACUUGCUGCAGAGAGGAACAACUUAUCCAUCACAUAGACCACAAGAAAGAUGUUGUGUAAUAUUUCUUAACAGAAUAUUUGAGAUGGUGUCAUUUUUGCUUAUUAAAAUUGAGACUUUCCACAA